Messenger RNA from Sus scrofa (pig), 2336 nucleotides. The record is from RefSeq and is a predicted model, not a curated record. Lineage: Eukaryota; Metazoa; Chordata; Mammalia; Artiodactyla; Suidae.
AUGCAGACACAUAUAACCUUGUCAGCCCACUGCCUGCAGGUCUGACCAGCACAGUCCUCUGCUGACAGCACAGGGAGGGAGCUGCAGGCCAAGGCCCGAGCUGCCCAGAUACAGGAGACCAGAGGAGACAGGGAGAUCAGAGGCAAGAGAAGGGGAGGCCCUGGGAACAAAGGAAACGACCGCCAAGGCCCCAGGACCUGGACACAAUGGAGUUGGGCAGGCGCAGCUUGGCCAAGACGCUGGUGUGCCGGCUCUGGAUGACUGUCAGCAAAGCUCUGUUUGCCGAGUUCCUGGCCACGGGGCUGUACGUGUUCUUCGGCGUGGGCUCAGCUCUCAGAUGGCCCCUGGCCCUUCCCUCUGUGCUGCAAAUUGCCAUCACCUUCAACCUGGCCACGGCCAUGAUCGUCCAGGUCACCUGGAAGGCCAGUGGGGCCCACGUCAACCCUGCUGUGACGCUGGCCUACCUCGUGGGCUCCCAGAUCUCCCUGCCCCGCGCUGUGGCCUAUGUGGCUGCCCAGCUGGCGGGGGCCACAGUGGGGGCUGCUCUUCUUUACGGGGUCAUACCUGAGGACAUCCGAGAGACCCUCGGGGUCAACGUGGCGGUGGCAGUGGAGCUGGUCCUGACCCUGCAGCUCGUGCUCUGUGUGUUCGCCUCCACCGACAGCCGUCAGGCGACAGGCUCCCCAGCGGCCACCAUUGGGGCCUCUGUGGCAGUGGGCCACCUCAUUGGGAUCUACUUCACCGGCUGCUCCAUGAACCCAGCCCGCUCCUUUGGUCCUGCCAUCAUCGUUGGGAAGUUCGAGGUCCACUGGAUCUUCUGGGUGGGACCCCUGACGGGGGCUGUCCUGGCUUCGCUGAUCUACAACUUUAUCCUGUUCCCUGACACCAAGACCCUGGCCCAGCGACUGGCCAUCCUCACUGGCACUGCGGAGGUGGAGAAAGUGGAAGGGGAGGAGCCCCAGAAGGAAGGAUCCCAGGCCAGUUCAGGGGACAUGGAAAUGGAGAGUGUGUGUCAGGUGGCCUAGAACUUGGCCCCUGCCCUCGAGCUUCUGAAAUGUGCCCUGAAAGUGGGCAGCAUGCUUGUGUAACCAGACUUCAGGUUUUCCUGGGGGGCGGGGGACUUGCAAGGUGGGGUAGGGAGGCUUGGCCCCUUGUCCUAGCAGGGUGGGCAGGGGGAAUCCCUGGCAUUCCAUUUCUAGACGGGAUCUGGGAAUCCAAUCUGCUCUGUUCCCUCCUCCUCCAUAUAUAUUUUUUCUUUUUGGCCGCAGCCACAGCAUGUGGAAGUUCCCAGGCCAGGGAUCAAACUCACCCCACAGCAGUGACCCGAGCUGCCUCAGUGACAAUGCCAGAUCCUUAACCCACCGAGCCACAAGGGAACUCCUCCUACAUCUCUUUUAAUGAGUCAGAACAGAGGGAGGCAGGGGAAUCGUGAUUGCCCUCCCUUAUCUCAUCUGUCUGGGCCCCAUGGCAGGGGGGUGGUCCUGGGCCCCCAGACCCCCUUGUCUUGAAGAAAAGGGAAUUUGAGCCUGGACAGCCACUCUGCUUAGAGAUUGAGGGCUAUGGGGAUGUCAGGGAACCCCAGCCUCUCACCCCACCCUUGGGGAGAAGGGGCCAGUCUUCUCAGGAAAAAUCAGGCCCUGGAACAGCUUCAGAGCUCCUUGGAGGGGUGCUUCUGCUCUUGGAUGUGGUUUGGGGGAUUCCUGAGGCCAGAGAUUACCCUCCCAAUAGGUGUUCACUCCUUACUCCUCCAAAUCCUCAGCAGAGAGCCCCUCCCUCAGGAAGAACUGCCACAGAAGGACCCUCUUCAGGGUGGGUGGAGGGGCAGGAUAUACAGGCAAAGGAGGUCCAGGCCAGACAGGCCUUUCCCCGGGGGCGGGCUCCCCCAGGUGUUCGCCUGCUUCCCAUGCCACACCCCCAUGCACAGGAGCGAUCUUGAAAGGGGGCAGGUUCCAUCCCAGCCCUCCCUCUGUGACCUGGGCCUAAAGACGCCACCCCUAGCCUCAUUCUCAGCCCUGCUAGGAUCCCAAAGAGUGUUGCGUAAGUCCCAAGUUCAUUCCUAGGAACUCAGGAAUGACCCAGGAAAUCAAGAUUUCACUUCGGUGCCUCUGGAGGAUGUGGGAGUCUCACUUGGUUUGUUAACAUUUACCAGCUGCUGUAAAUCUCCUCUGCCUGUGACUUGGGGUCCUGUCUGGAUCUCAGUUUUCCCCGGCUGUAAAAUGGGCACAGCCUUCCCCUGGAGAUUGAUGUUACAACAGGCGAUUGGAAAAUGUUUGGGGAAGUUAAAAUGCUGGAAAAAGGCACCCAAUAAAUGAUGAUGAUUCUUGCUGUUACUGUAA